Messenger RNA from Darwinula stevensoni, 1378 nucleotides. The record is from the annotation of a GenBank genome assembly. NCBI's taxonomy places the organism in Eukaryota, Metazoa, Arthropoda, Ostracoda, Podocopida, Darwinulidae.
AUGACUGGGACGGUUCCAUGCUGUGGGAGUGGGCCGACGGAAGGGCAGAACAUGACUUCGGUUGGAAUCUUCAAGCGAAGGUCAUUUGGGGGACGAUUCUUCCUGGAAUCCCCUCCCACUGAAGAUGUAUUCCCUCCCAACAAGGUCAUAGACCUCCGAGUGACCCCAGAUCCCGAAAAUGGGGUCUUCGUCCUCGCCUGGACUGCUCCUGGAGGAGACUACAACAUGGGAAGAGCGGCGAGGUACGAGCUGAAGUACGCCCGAGACAGGGAGAGUCUGAAUGACGAAAAAUUCCCAUCCGCCGUUCUUCUACCCACUCCAACACCAGCUACGGCCGGCUCUAAAGAGGUCUUCCGGGUGGAUAUCGAUGCUGAUGGUCUCGCCUACAACACCCUCUACUACUUUGCUAUCAGGUCUCUGCAUGGGCAGUACAGUGAGAUCUCCAACCCGGUGGCGGGUUUCAUUAUUCGCCCUACAACCGUGGCCCCUGCCACAGUUCCCUACCCCACUAACGACCCCUGGACUACCCACAACACCCUGGGCCUCUCCAGGACCCAGUUCAUUGGGGUCGUCAUCGGUUGUGUGGGAUUCUUGAUCUUGGUCCUCGUCUUCACCAUGUUCUACUUCUUGGUCAUGUCGCGACAGAAGUCCAAGUUUCACGAAGACGACGACAGCUCCAUGGCCGGAGAAUCAGGAAUGACCCAAGAGAAAUCCGAGCCUGACCUCAUCCGACCACCGACUAUGAAGGCCAGGGGUCAUGUCACGGUCAUCAAUACCGGGGAACUGAAUGGAGGUUUCGUGGCUCCGCAAUUCGUCCCUGCCAGUCAGAUCCUCGAGGAACAUGAACGCCGCAAGAGCUCUUCGUCUUACACGAACCUCCGUUCGCAAGAGGCUAUUUACGCCAACUACAGACCAACGUCGAAGACGAAUGGUCACAUGGUACCGAAUGGACACUUACCGAACGGUUAUCACGAUCGAGUGUCGGUACAAAGUGGUCAACAGAGCGAAUCGACUGCUUCGGUGCGUUCGGAUCCCACCGGGGGUCAACCACAAGGGAUUUCCCUCGUGGGAUGUCGACGUGGGAGCUUCGACGACCAAGGACACACUGGGACAUCCAGGUCUCCUCCGGUCAUCCCUCCAAAGCCUUACACAAAAGGACUAUUUUUCACUCCAUCAUCCAGUCUCAACGAUUCCCACUCUUCCGGAGGCAGUGACAAGAAGAUCUGGACGGCGACUCAAGUUUGAGGACAAAAGCUGGACGAAGACUGGAACUGUGCCAAAUAUGUUUUUUAUCUCACAAGUCUAGUCAUGUGGGGCCGUUAUUGCCUUCCCGUGCGUGUUUCGAGUCUCUCGAGGAGAUAUUUAUUGUGUGGCCGUC